Nicotiana attenuata is the source of this 2029-nucleotide messenger RNA. Its product is annotated as protein indeterminate-domain 12-like. The record is from RefSeq and is a predicted model, not a curated record. NCBI's taxonomy places the organism in Eukaryota, Viridiplantae, Streptophyta, Magnoliopsida, Solanales, Solanaceae. Gene Ontology annotation, cellular component: nucleus. Bases 360 to 1868 code for a protein of 502 amino acids. The transcript is spliced from 3 exons. Gene Ontology annotation, molecular function: DNA-binding transcription factor activity.
GGAUACCUUCUCAUCCACAACCCCUCUCUCUCUCUCUUCUGUCUUUUCUCUCUCUAGAAAGUUUCCUAUUAUCUAUAAAGAAUCUUAUAAUUUUGCUUGGUUUCAUUUGUUCUCAUGUGUAUGGCUUUUAUUGAAUUAAUAUCUUGAUAGCAGCUUUCACUCAGACCUUUGGUUUCUCUUUUUCCAAUUCUUGAACAAGAUAGGAGAGACUGUAAGCUUAGCAGUUUACAGACUAUUAUUACUCUUUGCUUUCUUACACCUAUUCUUCUUCAGCCUUUUGUCUUCUUUUCACUUCUCUCAGCUAGGGUUUGAGAGAUAGCUAAAUAUAUACAAAGUAGAUUAUAUCUUUUUUUAAUGCAAUGAUUAAGGGUAUGGUAGGAGAUGAUAGUAUGUCAAAUUUAACAUCUGCAUCUAAUGAAGCAAGCAUAUCUUCAAGUAAUAGAGCUGAAAUUGGUAGUGCUCUCUACCCACAGCAUCUUGCACCAACAAACAUUCAAACACAACCAGCUCCUGCUAAUAAGAAGAAGAGAAAUCUACCAGGCAAUCCAGAUCCAGAAGCAGAAGUGAUAGCUUUAUCUCCAAAAAGUCUAUUGGCAACAAAUAGAUUUGUAUGUGAGAUCUGUAACAAAGGAUUUCAAAGAGAUCAAAAUCUUCAACUACACAGAAGAGGUCAUAAUUUGCCAUGGAAACUAAAGCAAAGAACAAACAAAGAAGUGAAGAAGAAAGUAUAUGUUUGUCCAGAGCCUUCAUGUGUACACCAUCAUCCUUCAAGGGCACUAGGGGAUUUGACUGGAAUUAAGAAGCAUUUUUGUAGAAAACAUGGUGAGAAGAAAUGGAAGUGUGAGAAAUGUUCAAAGAGAUAUGCAGUUCAGUCUGAUUGGAAAGCUCAUUCCAAGAUUUGUGGUACUAGAGAGUAUAGAUGUGAUUGUGGAACACUUUUCUCUAGGAGGGAUAGCUUCAUCACACAUAGAGCUUUUUGUGAUGCAUUAGCAGAAGAAAGUGUAAGAACAACAAAUCCUCUAAUUUCUUCUUCUUCAACCUCCCAUCACCUUAAUCUCCAUACCCUCCAAAACUUCCAACUCAAACAAGAACAACAACAACAACAACAACAACAAAUUAAUAAUUUCAACCUUCUUCCUCCACACCCUCCGAACGAGCUUUCGUCUCAGUUAUUCAUUCAUAACCCUAGUAGUAGUAGCAGUAACAAUAUAUUUGGAGCAGCAACAGCAGCAACAUCAGCUCACAUGAGUGCAACUGCAUUACUACAAAAAGCAGCACAAAUUGGUGUCACUUCUUCUAAUUCUAAUUCUGCUCCUAGUUUUUUCAGUCCUACUACUGCUGCUACUACAACUGGCAUGACAGAUAGUGGCGAUUUAGCCUCACGUGAAUAUCAUCAGUUUCAAAAUAUUAGUGCUAAUAAUAGUACUAUGGCCCCCACUACUGGUAAUUUUGUUACUGGUCAUGGCUUGGCAUCUUAUGGCGACAACAACAACAACAAUAACAAAGGUGCUUUUGAUCAUUUUAGUGUCAACUCUGGAUUUAUGGAACAAAUCCAUGACAUGCAAAACAUGAUGGCUGCUGCUACUACUACUACUAAUUUGCCUUGUACUAAUAAUAAUGUUGGUUUUGAUGAGGGAUUUGGUGGUGCAAAUAAUCCUUUGAUAAUGAGAGGUAAAGAAAAUAAUGAAGGAUUGACAAGAGAUUUCUUGGGACUUAAAGCAUUUCCACAUCAUAGGGAUUUUCUCAAUAAUACUACUACAACUGGUCUUCAUCAUCAGAUGGGUUCUUCAUCUUCUGCUGCUGCUGCUGCUUCAUUUGAUCAUCAUCAGCAUAAUCAAAAUCAAAAUCAAUCACCCUGGCAAAAUUAGUCUGCUUUUGAGUUUUAAUUCCUUUAAUUAAUUAGAUAAUAAAAAUAUUUUGUUGUUGUUGGUUUUGUAUUUAGUUUAAAGUCCUUUUGGAAGGGAGCUAAGCACCCCUCCUUAAUUACUCAGCUUUAUUUAUUAUAUAUACUCAUCCUUUCAGUUAUUCA